AUGUCUAAGCCCGACUUCAUAUCCUGGACGCAAUCCCACCUCGGCGCCCUCUACGAAGCGCGAGAGGACGAGGUAUUUGCUAACGCCUUCGAUACUGCAUUCUCCCCCGCUUGCGAGGUCCGUGUGAACCAUGCAUUUUCGACACUUGAUGCUUUGAGGGAUAGCGUCUCAUCGCGCAAAGCCGCCGCCAGAGGAGUUGCACUCUCUUGGGAGAAUAUUAUCUCCACUGGUAAUCGUCCGGACGAACCCUCGGUGGUUGCCGGAACUUUAAUCGUCACUCGUAGCAUGAUGUUCCGCGUUCGCGCCGCUCCUGCUGAGCGUCUGACUCACAUCAACUUCAGUGCAAGGGUGGAACCUCUAGAAGAUUCUACCGUUCAGGCAGAUGAAAAUGAUGACCGUCGCCGCAUCACCAGCCUCUAUCUUACCUCGGUGGACUCAGCACCAGCGAUUCACUUCGUGACACCCCACCCAGUUAGUCAAGAAAAGAAGAAGUAG
Suillus plorans is the source of this 495-nucleotide messenger RNA. RefSeq lists its product as uncharacterized. Lineage: Eukaryota; Fungi; Basidiomycota; Agaricomycetes; Boletales; Suillaceae. Bases 1 to 495 code for a protein of 164 amino acids. The transcript is spliced from 3 exons. The record is from RefSeq and is a predicted model, not a curated record.